Aspergillus brunneoviolaceus CBS 621.78 is the source of this 1149-nucleotide messenger RNA. RefSeq names its product protein-transporting protein BCP1. The transcript is spliced from 3 exons. Bases 70 to 948 code for a protein of 292 amino acids. NCBI's taxonomy places the organism in Eukaryota, Fungi, Ascomycota, Eurotiomycetes, Eurotiales, Aspergillaceae. The record is from RefSeq and is a predicted model, not a curated record. Gene Ontology annotation, cellular component: nucleus.
CAAUUCUCCUCUAUAUACAUUCAUUCAUUCCCACCCCACACAAACACAGACACAAAGGAGACAGACACAAUGGUCAAGCGCAAGGAAAUCAAAGACACCGACGUCGACAUGGGGGGUACAGAUCCCCGCGUCGAGAACGACUCCGACUCCGACGAGGACAUUGACAUGGUCAACGUAGACUUCGAAUGGUUCGACCCGGACCCGGAAGUCGACUUCCACGGCCUCAAGAACCUCCUCCGCCAACUCUUCGACAACGACGCCCAAGACCUGGACAUGUCGGCCCUAACCGAUCUGAUCCUCUCGCAAGCCUGGAUGGGCUCGACCAUCAAGACCGAUGGCAAGGAAUCCGACCCCUACGCCUUCCUAACGGUGCUCAACCUUCAAGAACACAAAGACAAACCCAUAAUCCAAUCCCUCACGCACUACCUGCACCAAAAAGCCAGCACCAACGCGGCCCUCAGCCCCCUCGUCCCUCUUUUGUCUGGUUCCCACAAAAUCGGCCUCCUCCUCACCGAGCGCCUCAUCAACAUGCCCGCCGAGGUCGUCCCGCCCAUGUACACGAUGCUGCAGCAGGAGAUCGCCCACGCGGUCGCCGACAACGAGCCCUUCGACUUCUCGCACUACCUCCUCCUCUCCAAGACCUACGAGGAGGUGCAGUCCAAGCUGGACAUGGAGGAGUCCCGGCCCCUGAAGAAGGGGAAGAAGUCUGCAGCAGGGAAAACGGAUCGGUUCUUCUUCCACCCCGAGGACGAGGUGCUCGAGAAGCAUGCCCUCUGCGCGGGCUCGUUCGAGUACUCCCGCAAGCAGGACGAUGGGCACUCCGACUCCAAGCGCGCGUUCCAGGAGUUGGGGAUCCGGACCAAGGGGAGUUUGAUUCUGAUUGAGCGGGGGCGGUUGGAGGGGGCGGUGAAGGCGAUGGCGGAGUAUGUUGGGUCCGGAGGGCAAUAGAUUUCUGGGUCUUGGUGAUUUGGGGGGGACAAAAAUUAGGAUAUACUUAUAAUGGAUGGAUACGUUUGAUGGCUGGGUGUUGUUGUUGUGUGGGUGUAGGUGGUGGUGUGGCUUGGUGGUUGUCUCUUUCAUGUAGAAUAGGUGCGUGCAUGUCUAGACGGACACAUACACAGGUGAAGUACAGUCAGUACACAAGAGCAG